AUUUGGCACAAGCAAAUCCUCCCCUAAAUCUCUCCUUGAUGUUGUUCUACAACAACAGUAUAUUCCCCUUAUAUUUUUUUUGGGAACCCUCCUUCACCCUAAAAAUCUCUCUCUCUCUCUCAUGUUUAAUAUAGAGACUGCGUUAGGUUAAAGCCUCCUGUCUUCGAUGCUCCUCCUCCUCCUCUUCCUCCUAUAAGAUGUCAUCAACCGCCGUGCCUUUCUCCUCCUCCGCUUGUUUUCCGUCUCAGAGUUGAAGUAUUUAUCGAGUAAGUGCAUCAGAAGCGUUCCCAUUGGCUUGGAGGGGAAGGAUGGCCAUGAAGAAAGUGGAGAAGAUCCGGCAGGUCGUGCAACUGAAGCAGGUGAUGCGGCGGUGGAGGGCCCUCAGCCUCCGGCGCCGCGGCGAAGAGGACGGCUCGGGGGGCGCGGUGCGGCCGGGGUCCGUGGCGGUGUACGUCGGGCAGGAGCGCCGGCGGUUCGUGAUCCCGACCCGGUUCCUGAACCUGCCGGUGUUCGCCGCCCUGCUGCAGCGGGCGGAGGAGGAGUACGGGUUCCCCCCCGCCGGCGGCCUGGCCCUCCCCUGCGACCCCACCUUCUUCCGCUACGUCCUCGACGCGCUACACCGGGACGAGCCCCGGUUCGGCGCCCUCGGCCUCGACGCCUUCCUCGCCCUCUUCGCCGACCUCGGCGGCGCCACCUCUCCCUGCCGCGAACCCCUCUCUUACAACGGCUUCUCCCCUCUCCUCCCCAAGACCAAGGCUCGAUGAUCCUCUCUUCUCCUUCUAAAUUGUACAGAUGAAACGGCAGUCGAUCAGAAGAAGGUGGAGUUCUCCAAGAGCUUCAUCCGUGGAUCCUCAGAAGCGAUGUUAGCUUUCUUCUUCCUCAUCUCCUCCUCUCCAAAAGAACCCUGAAUCCAACCAACUCCUUUCCUUUUUAGUCUUGAUCAUGGGGUUGUAAGGUUCUUUUGGAUUCAUAAUCUGGAAUCAAUGGAAGUUGAAGCUGCAUGUUUUCUCUGCAUCUCAAAUCUUGUGUCUCGUUGUGUUCUUUGUGCAUGGCAACUUAGAAAGAGAUAGGAUGCAUGAACAUGACCCCUCCUCCUCUGCAAUGAUGUCAACUUCUUCCUCGUUGCAUGGACCUUUGAGAGUCUGCUACAACUUGCAAGAAGUGGUAGAUGAACAUGAACAUGGUGUGGACUUGCCCUAUCUCAUUUUUUUUGGCUCCCACAAUGAGAAGAAAAGAAGUUGUGGAUGUGUACCAAUCAGUACAGGAAUCAUCAGCAUCUUCUUAGGAUCUGUGUUAUAUGUCAGGGAAAGAGGAUAGGAUCAUCAGCCUGAUCUAUCUUGAACUUAGGAUUGAGAAGAAGGCCUGCCAUCUUUUGUUGGCUCUUCAAAGCUUGUGAGGGUGGAGAGAGAAAAUAAAAUGGAGUGCUUCCUUCUUUCCUUCUCUAUGUAACUGAAGGAAGGCAGAGCAGAAUGCUGAAGGAUGUGUACAAGAAAAGCUGAGACCUGCUCUGCCUACAUCCAGCACAAACACCA
Messenger RNA from Musa acuminata AAA Group (dessert banana), 1532 nucleotides. RefSeq names its product protein SMALL AUXIN UP-REGULATED RNA 12-like. Lineage: Eukaryota; Viridiplantae; Streptophyta; Magnoliopsida; Zingiberales; Musaceae. The record is from RefSeq and is a predicted model, not a curated record. The transcript has a single exon. Gene Ontology annotation, biological process: response to auxin. The coding region runs from base 309 to 764 and encodes 151 amino acids.